AUGGGAAUCAAGACCUGGAUCCACAACACCAACCUGCGAGUUGCUCGCAGCCCAGUUGGAACAUGGUUCCGUCUGGAGGGAUGUGGUCAUCCUAGGGAGAGGAAGGGCAGCUACUUCUUCACGGAAAUCCGCGCCGGUCUCGCUACUUUCUUUGCUAUGGCAUACAUUAUCUCGGUCAACAGCAACAUCACCUCGUUGACCGGUGGAACCUGCGUAUGCCCGGAGGAGGACAUGCAGGAUUUCUGCAAAACCAAUGCUGAGUAUGCACUGUGUACACAAGAGAUCAAUCGUGAUAUUGUCACUGCUACCGCCGCCAUUGCCGCCCUAUCAACCUUCUGCAUGGGCUUGUUUGCAAAUCUGCCCAUUGCACUCGCGCCUGGAAUGGGAUUGAAUGCAUACUUCGCCUACACGGUCGUUGGACCCCGCGGUUCCGGCAUGGUUUCAUACUCGACUGCUCUGACCGCGGUAUUCGUUGAAGGCUGGGUAUUCCUCGGCUUAACGUUAAUUGGCAUGCGACAGUGGUUGGCACGUGCACUUCCCUCGUCCAUCAAGUUGGCUACUGGUUGCGGAAUCGGUCUUUAUCUUGCAUUGAUUGGUCUGACCUACAGUGCUGGUAUUGGAUUGGUGCAGGGUGGCGUUGAUACCCCCAUUGAGUUGGCGGGAUGUGCAUCGGACAUGAUGGACCCCGAUACGGGGCUGUGUAAGAGCAGCGAAAAGAUGCGCAGUGCUACCAUGUGGAUUGGUAUUUUCUGUGGCGGUAUUCUCACUGCUAUGCUGAUGAUGUAUCGCAUCAAGGGAGCUGUUAUCCUUGGAAUUUUGCUGGUUUCUAUCAUCUCCUGGCCGCGCACUACGCCUGUGACCUACUUUCCUUACACGGAGCUGGGCACAAGUAAGUUCGAUUUCUUCAAGCAAGUGGUCACUUUCCAUCCUAUCAAACACACUCUGCUUGCCCAAGAUUGGAAUCUCUCGGGCAAGGGUUCCGAGUUUGGAUUGGCGUUCAUCACAUUCUUGUAUGUCGAUAUCUUGGAUACCACAGGAACAAUGUACUCCAUGGCCCGUUUCGCAGGCGCAAUCGACGAGAAGACACAAGAUUUCGAAGGUAGCGCGAUCGCCUACAUGGUCGACGCGAUCUCCAUCUCGAUCGGCUCUCUCCUCGGAAGUCCCCCCGUGACAGCAUUCGUUGAGUCCGGCGCAGGUAUUUCCGAAGGCGGCAAGACCGGUCUGACAUCAUGCACCACCGGAAUAGCAUUCUUCAUUGCCGUAUUCUUCUCGCCUAUCUUCGCCUCAAUCCCACCCUGGGCAACAGGAUGCACGCUCGUGAUCGUGGGUGCAUUGAUGGCUAAGGCCGCGGCAGAAAUCAACUGGCGGUACUACGGCGAUGCCAUUCCCGCUUUCCUGACCAUCGCCAUCAUGCCUUUCACUUACAGUAUUGCCUACGGAUUGAUCGCCGGUAUUACUAGCUAUAUCACUUUGAACGGCGGUGCUUGGAUCAUCGAGAAAAUCAGUGGGGGUCGCAUUGUUCCUCCCAACAAGGACGAGUCUGAUCCUUGGUCCUGGAAACUGAAGGGUGGGUUCUUGCCACCGUGGGUUAACCGUGCUGCUCAUGGAAAGAGGGAUUUCUGGAAGCCUGAUGAAGAGUAUGCUGAAGAGCCGGCUGGUUCUCUCGCUUCGGAGGAGGAGCGUGUCGCUCUCGAGAAAGGACAUGAACCGACUGUCGCGCGCGCAGUGAAGUCUGCAUGA
This is a messenger RNA of Penicillium soppii, 1740 nucleotides long. Its product is annotated as NCS2 family permease. Gene Ontology annotation, cellular component: plasma membrane. The coding region runs from base 1 to 1740 and encodes 579 amino acids. The transcript has 3 exons. Gene Ontology annotation, molecular function: purine nucleobase transmembrane transporter activity. Lineage: Eukaryota; Fungi; Ascomycota; Eurotiomycetes; Eurotiales; Aspergillaceae. Gene Ontology annotation, biological process: transmembrane transport. The record is from RefSeq and is a predicted model, not a curated record.